Molecule: messenger RNA, 2315 nt
Organism: Diospyros lotus (date-plum)
Lineage: Eukaryota; Viridiplantae; Streptophyta; Magnoliopsida; Ericales; Ebenaceae
Exons: 18
Coding region: 84-1748 (554 amino acids)
Molecular function (GO): protein binding
Source: RefSeq, a predicted model, not a curated record
UCCUAGCCUGAGAGUCUGAUCGUUGAGGGCACUCCAGUAUAGCUCUCUCUCUCUCUCUCCCUCCCUCUAACGAUCCUGCGAGAAUGUCUCUCCGGCAAGCAGCGUUUGGUUUGCUGAGAAAGUUGCGCCACUCUCCUCAAAUACCCACUGCCACUGUUAUCCGUACAGCAAAAACCAGGCAAACAGGCAAAAUAUAUUUCUCCUGUUAUGGUUUUGGGCAGUACACUUGGAAGAGGCCACUUGGAGAGGCUUAUCUGUGGAUUUUCCUCUCUGGACAAGCUGCAGUACUUCUUGGCAUAAAUUGUAGGACUGCUUUUGCAGAAGAUGCUUCAAUCAAUUUAAGUUCUGAAGAUAAUAUGCAAGAGGGUAAUUUAACUGGGUUACGCAAAAUUCAGGAUGGGUCAGUGGUAUCAAAUAUACACACAUCCAAGUGGAGAGUUUUUACCGAUAAAGGAAGGGAUUAUUUUUUGCAGGGAAAACUGGAGGAAGCUGAAAGGCUCUUCUUGUCUGCAUUACAAGAGGCCAAAGAAGGAUUUGGUGAAAAGGAUGCUCAUGUUGCAUCAGCAUGCAAUAAUCUGGCAGAGCUUUAUAGAGUAAAAAAAGCCUUUGAUAAAGCAGAACCAUUGUACUUGGAGGCAGUGAAAAUACUUGAAGUAUCGUUUGGAUCAGAAGAUGUAAGGGUGGCGGCUGCCCUUCACAACCUAGGUCAAUUGUAUCUUGUACAACGGAAAUUACAAGAAGCUCGAAUGUGUUAUGAGCGUGCUCUAAAGAUAAAGAGGGGUGUUUUGGGACAUGGACAUGUGGACUAUGCUGACACUAUGUAUCAUCUUGGAACUGUGCUUUAUCUGCAAGGAGAUGAGAAAGAUGCAGAGACCCUUAUUCAGGAUUCUGUUAUGAUACUUGAGGAAGGUGGGCUUGGGGAAUCAAACAUAUGCCUCAGGAGACGGUGCCAUCUUGCACAGAUAUACAUAAAAUCCAAUCGACUUGCAGAAGGUGAGAAUGUACAGAGAAAGAUUCUGCAUGCUAUGGAACUAACAAAGGGAUGGAAUUCUUUGGACACUGUGCUUGCAGCUGAAGGACUCUGCUUGACCCUUCAAUCACUUGGGAACUUAACAGAAGCUAAAGAUCUCCUUGAGAGGUGUCUUGAGGCCCGGAAAACUAUACUUCCUGAAGACCAUAUCCAGGUUGCUGCCAACAUGCUCUACAUAGCUAGGGUGCAAAUGCUCAGUUUGAACCAACAAAGGAAGUUGGAUACUUCUGAAACAAUUGAUGAACUGAAUAAAGCAAAAGAUCUUUUAGGUCACUCCAUAAGGAUAGCUCAGCAGGCUUUAUACAAGUCAGCAAAAGAAGAAAACAAGCUGAAACAUUAUAGAGUAUCUAGACAAACUAGGAAGGAUGAGCAUGCAGCACUGGUGAUACUGUUGCAAUCACUUAAUGCUCUUGGGCUGUUGGAGAUCAACGAACAGGAAUUAUUGGAAUCCAUGGGGGAGCGAUCAGCUGCUGUAGGGGCUGAGAAUGCUUAUGGCCAAUGCAUUUCUUCUUUCAAGGAGUUUGGGGUUGGGCGGAUGGCUAGUUCCCCUGAGAUCAAAGCGGAGUACCUCUCUUGUCUGAAGCGUCUUUCAAGUUUGAUUGGGGAUGGAUCAACAGACAGCAUGCAGCAAUCAAGAAAAGCCACUUUGCAGGAGCUGAAAGAUGAAAUCAAGCACAUCGAAGCAGAACUUCCAAAUAAAGGAGAGCAUAAAAACUAAUUCGGCAGCUUAUUUUGGUUGCGCACACAGUUCGACAGGACAGAAGGUGCGAAAUUCUUCUCCUCGAGUACCAUUUGAUAUCUGAAACGACUACUUUUAGUGGAGGCAAGAUUAAGAUUACAGGUCCCAGAUCUAAAUGACAUCUCGAAGAUCUCCUGUACAUAGUGAAAGAUUCUUGUGUUUCUGAAGAAUAAAGAGUGAUUCCAGAUGCCAGACUAACAGACCAUGGCGGAACCACCCCGUUCUUUGUCCCCCCCCAUCUGUUCUUUUGAUUUUGAAUCUUUUCUGAUGUUUAGUCUGAAGAAACCACGAAGCAGUUCACCAUUGAUGAACCCUUGAAGGAAAGCGCUAUACGCUUUGUGAUUUCUUGAACUCUAAUUAUCAUAUUGAAGAUUGUAUCCAGUUUGUGUAGGCACGUCUCAAUUGAGCUCACACUGCAAAGCAAUACAGUCAUGUGCAUCGUAUUAGAACAAGUUUGGUACAAAAGGGCGUGGCCACUGGCCAAUGCUAGAGCUUGUUAGUAGAGUGUGGCUGGUAUUGGUUAAAAUAUUCUUUUAUAUCGUGCAA